Molecule: messenger RNA, 234 nt
Organism: Lactuca virosa
Lineage: Eukaryota; Viridiplantae; Streptophyta; Magnoliopsida; Asterales; Asteraceae
Source: the annotation of a GenBank genome assembly
AUGGGUUCCAUUUUUAGUAGACUAAAUCUCCGUACUUUUGUUCUGAUUGUGCCGAAGAAACAACUGACUGAUAUUGUAGUUUGGAAGACAUUUGAAGUUAUUGAGGCAGCAUGUAUUAGGCUCUUGGGAUCAAACAAAGUUGAUUUCUUCCAAGAUUGUGCUUUGUGUGUGCUAGAGGUAAAACAAACUGAAUUCUUCCAAGAUUUUACAAAAAAACAAGCAUUCCCUAAAUGA